AUGGAUCACGGUGCCCACAAAAUACUAGAAUCUGCCACAUUCCGCACUCUCCAUGCCCAGAACUUCUCGCGCGCUUCUAGUCAAGCUUCCUACGUCCUAACCGACCUCCUUGAAAGGUAUCUUACGCUUCUCUCCUCCACGGCCGGGAAGUUCGCCGAGCAUGCUGGCCGCGGGAGGAGCAUUGGUGUCAGAGACGCUGUAUGCGCACUCGAUGAACUUGGAGUAGGCGUCGACGAACUGAGAGAUUGGUGUGUCUCGGAGGGCGGUGAGAUGAGUGGGAGGUACGGGAUUAAGGGUGCAUGGUUGGGUGAAUUCAAUGCACACCUGGCGGACGGACUCAAACAGGAUACUGAUGAUGCCUUCCCCUUGCACUACAGACCGCUUGACGAUAUCACUAACGGACGACCACCCGGCGACGAACCGGAAGCCGACGCUGAUGCCGAGGACGAUGAUUACGAAAUGAUGAUGGAUACCGACGUCAACGUUCUCGAAACUAGCGCGCCGUUUAUACAAACGACUUUCUCCUCACCGCAUGGCCACCAACCACUCACAUUGCCUUUGUCUCCGAUAUCCAACCCCGGUUCACCUUCUCGGAAACGCGCACGCACGGCUAGUUGGCAGGCCCCGCAGCAUGUCCCCAAUUUCCUGCCUCCGUUUCCUACGAUGUCGACUGAUGUAGGGCCACCCGCCUCCUUAUCGCAGGAGCCGGCACAACCUGGGUUGGACAUUGGUUUGGUGAAGAUGGAGAUCCAAGGCCAGUCGAGCAUACCAAACCCAACGGCACCGGUGGUGGCUGCCGCCGUAUCAGCUGCGCAAGUGGUUACAUCGUCUGACUAUCUCUCGCAAGUUCCAUAUUCAGAGUCAACAUUAUCCUCCGUGCCUGAAUGGCACUUACCCCAACCGCCUCCUCCCCCUUCCACAGCCCCAAUAUCAACGAGAUUGCCUACGCCCCAGACGGAGCCCGCUUUUAUCAAAGCGUACCACCACAUCCUCACGCAUUCCUCCCAGUCACACUCAUCGCACGCAUAUGGCUACCCGCAUACCAACGGCCACACCAACAUUGCCAAUGGCGUCAGCAAUCCCCUGCGCCACAAAAUAGCUAUGUCGCUGAUGUUUGAGAUGCAGUGCACACCACGGUGGGAGCUCGCGGACACGCUGUUUGGAGGGGUUGGGCCGUGUGUACCACGCAGCGCCGUUGUCGCGCCAACGCAUCCUCUUCCCGUCGCCUCCUCUAGAGGUAAAAUGGAGGUCGGCGGUAGCGGGAAAGAAAAAGAGAAGGAUGUGAAGUUGCCUGGGGCGCAACCGAGGGCAGUGUCUACCAACGAGAGGGUCGCUCAUCUGGUCAGUCAGCAGUCGUCAAGGAUCCCCGAGUUGGCGCGAAGGGUACUUCCGCCAGCGAUUUUGACAAGAACAAGUCGAUUAUCUCAUCCGCCGGUUAUCAUGCGCGGCACGCAGAAGCUCACGUAUGGAAGCGGCUCGCCUGCACCUUGGAACGGCGGGGCGAACUCGGCGUCGUCUGCGAAUGCUGGCAAGGCAAAGGGUGGCAAAGGGGACAAGAACAAAGAUAAGAAUGGCAUGGACAAGGAAGACGUUGAUGAUGAUGAGAAAGGUGAUGGGGGAGGAAGAGAGGCGGCUAAGACGGCUGUGCUGCCUGAUGCGAGGAUGUUCGCGACGUGGGAUGCGGAUAAGAAGGAUUAUAGAACGCCGCUCAAUAUGCAGACGGGGUAUGGAAGGAGCACCAGAACUGGAGGAGGACUGGCGACAGGUGGCGGGAGCGUUGUGUUGUCGUUAAACCGGGGGAAGAGAAGGGAAUCUGGCCACUCGUAG
Molecule: messenger RNA, 1827 nt
Organism: Pleurotus ostreatus (oyster mushroom)
Lineage: Eukaryota; Fungi; Basidiomycota; Agaricomycetes; Agaricales; Pleurotaceae
Exons: 5
Coding region: 1-1827 (608 amino acids)
Molecular function (GO): protein heterodimerization activity
Source: RefSeq, a predicted model, not a curated record